Messenger RNA from Daldinia childiae, 3279 nucleotides. RefSeq lists its product as uncharacterized. The record is from RefSeq and is a predicted model, not a curated record. Bases 1 to 3279 code for a protein of 1092 amino acids. Lineage: Eukaryota; Fungi; Ascomycota; Sordariomycetes; Xylariales; Hypoxylaceae. The transcript has a single exon.
AUGAUAAAAGAUGAACUCGGGGCCGGCAUUCCUUCGCUACCAAUUAAUGUUCAAUCUAAUGGAUCUCGUACCCGGACCCGGGAGGAGGCGUUAGAGCUUAAAGCUGCUCGUCGAACAGAAAUUGAGCGACGGGCGAUGGAACUCGACCCACCUCUGCCGUCAAAUGUAUUAGAACAUAUUCCAGCCUUCCAAGCAGCUAUCCAAAUCAUAUCGCCUCUUGAUGACCACGCAUGGGAUUUACUCAAGCCACGCUUGCUUGCACAGAGAAUUGCCGCGGAACAGCGUGAGCGACGUGAACAAGGGCUUACUCCUACUCAGACCGGUCUCAUCUCAGCGAUCCCCGAAGAACAUAACCAGGCUGAAGGAAACGCAAUAAUGAAUAAGCAGCUCAUCGAUAAGGCUUGGGAUGAUGUUCAGGAGCCGCUACGCGCGCAGUUAUCCGCAUUUGCUGAUGAGAUCAUCCGCGAUAGUUGGAAUGACGGUCAAAAGGUUGAUACAGAUAAUAGCCCGCAAUUCGCCGCCGAGGUUCUUCUACAUGUCCGUAAAAGAUUCUACGCGGAAAUCGAAAAGGAGUCGGCCGCGGCACGAGCUGCCGGCAGAGAGCCGCUUGAAGACCCGCUGGAAGGGCCUUUUACGCAAAAGCUCACCCUUGAGAAUAUGAAGUGGUUAUUCGAUGUAAAGAUAAAACCUCACACUGAGUCAUAUCGGAAGGAUCUCUUCUUCUGUAAUGGUUGCGAAAUUAGCUUCAAGGCCUUUGGAUUCGAAGGCGUUAUUCAACACUAUGCCGCCAAGCAUACGAAUGCUCUUAGUCAAGGUAGCGUUGUGGUCCACUGGCGGACUGAGUGGCCAGAGAUCCCGCCCUUUAAACCCGACCCUCACAUCAUUAAACCUGCACCACCUACGUCGACAUACGGAAUCUUGCAGCCUCAGGGCAAUGCCCAUUCCUACCGUCGCAAUACAGGCCCUUAUUCAACCGGCUCAAACCCAUCGCCCUUCCAGCUAUCUCCAUACAAUACUGUGCCUCCAAGCUACGGACAUACAGCAUAUGGACCGACGAUGCAACAGCCGGCUCCAUACGGGUAUGGAAACCCCUAUAUCCAAGGACCACAUGAAUACGGUUCUCCUUAUCCCCACCAUGCGCCAUCCUAUGGACCACAUGAAGCCCCUUACCAUGGUUUACACCCGCUCUUUUCUCCUGGGAUGCAAACUGAAUCGCCGACGACCUAUCCCCCUGCUACAACUCCCUAUCCUAACCACACCUACUAUACACCUCAAAAUAAUUCCCAGAUAAGCUCUCAAAGUCCCCAUGGGAAUUUCCUUGCUAGCAAAUAUCAUGCCGAGCUUGAAUAUUUAGCUCGAAAUUCACGCGAGCUCUGGACCUCCACAGCUGGUUUAAAAGAGCUCCCGGGAAAUAUCAGGGUUCAUGUUGUUAUCUGGCAUGUGGUGCAAAAGUUUCGGUCCAAGUUUUAUGAGACCCCCCCACUGUCCAUGUUCAUCGACGGACUCUCAAACAAUAAGGAGAUGCGUCCGGUGCGCAAUGUUAACGGCUUAAUGUGCAAAGCAUGCCACCUUGGUCUGAGUAAUGAAGCGCCGACUGAACAGGAUCUCAAGGCAUUUUCCCUACCACAGCUGGUAACCCAUUUUCAACAAAGGCACGUGGAUCAACCGCGAAUGACAGGCGUCCCUUUCCUUGAUUGGACUAUCAAUAUGGUGCAUAUGCCAGAUAUCUCUGCGCUAUCUAGUCUUCAGUACUUGACGAAUAUAGAUGGCCAGAAAUCUUCAUUGAUAUAUAGUGCUUUUCCGCCAGCGCAGUAUCCUCACAGCUACCCACAAGCUGUAUCUGCUGUUGAUACCCGAGCAGACAUUGGAGCUGGAGCUUUUGCCAGUCAGCAACCGACUAGUAGUGACUCGACAUCACUCUAUCCUACAAUUAGGCAUGAUGAAACCAACUCCAGCAUACAACAAGAACCCCUACGACCCGCUACACUAGGUCAGAAACUAGAUUAUAACCAGCUAACGGUUAUAGACAGCCCCUCUUUAACGGCGCACCAGAAAUUACAGCAUAGUGACUCGGGACGGUCCUCCUCAGAAGCAUGGCAGGGGACUAAUGCAGCAAGGACAAAGAAGCAAAAGAGAGCUUCCACCAAAGAUCGUCGAAACACUUCCAGUCAGAGUUCUAGGAACCGUAAGAGCGGCGCAUUAGAUACAUCGUCUAGGGUCAAAUCACAAGAACCCAGUGAGGGAGACCUAAUCACGGAAGAAGAACGUCGGCAAGAAGAGGAAAUUCGAGCAAUGUGGGCUGCAGACCGCAGGGAGGCUGCACUGGUUGCUUCUAAGAACAAGCCUUCGAAUCAAAAUGGAGAGUCUAAUACUCUAAAUGAAAAAUCGGAAAUAGGAAGUCCGAUAAGUCAUUAUGCUCCACCGGCUCAAAGUAUUGAACCAUCGAUAUAUACAGCACAAGCUGCAAGACCUCAACAACCCAUAAUUGCCCAGGAACGCGACGAAGAUGAUCUUAUGGCUGGUCUGGAGUCUCAACUCGAUCAACAGCAAGAAUUAAAUGGACGUUUCGACUAUGGACUACGGCAUGACGGCGAUCUUUAUCGUGAGAGGCAAUUACCUUACAAACAACAUUUCGGUUCUGGGCAACGUACCUAUCCUGAUCAAGGACAUUCUUACGAUCGAACUACCUUGGAACCCCCUGGAUAUGUUCGGCGCGAAUCAAGACCCCGCCUUGAUCAGUACCAGGAAAAUGACGUUGACCCUCAUGCUAUUGACCCAAUCCACGGGUCUGUGCGUACUACAGCGCCUCCAGAUGACGCGUUAUUUCGCCGACCUCCACGCCAGGAAUAUCAUCAUGUAUACACUGAUGAUGAUCGAGCACAUCAACCCGCCACCGAAUAUGCUACAGCCUAUGAGAUUGUCAGGGUCCGGGAUUCCCACGGCGAGUACGUAGUCAAGAGACCUAUUAGAUUUGAGCGAGAAUCUACCUACGCUAUAUCUCAGGAUGGGCCUACCCCUUAUAAUGAUGCUGCAGCGCGAUACAGGUCUUACGGAAAUGAAGACUCCAGGAACCGAUUGAGAUACGAAUCUGACUUGAGGACUGAGCCACCUCUGCGACAACCUACAUACGAGGCUAACUUCAGGGCGGAAGGUAGCAUAACCAAGAGAACCUACGAAGCAUUCUCGAGAGAUAAUGCCACCAGCUAUGAUGACUACGACCCGAGAUAUCCGUCAGGCCCACCGAACUCCAACAUUGCGCGACAACCCCGAUAUCAGUAA